Molecule: messenger RNA, 753 nt
Organism: Adineta steineri
Lineage: Eukaryota; Metazoa; Rotifera; Eurotatoria; Adinetida; Adinetidae
Source: the annotation of a GenBank genome assembly
AUGGGUCGAUAUUAUAGAACAACAUCAACGUGUGAUAUCCGUGCUAUUGGAAUAAAAGGUGAUCUUAAUUCAUUAUGUGGUGCUAUUAAACGAUUUCAACGUCAUGGAAUACAAUCAAAUGAUUUAUUAAGUCUGAAAGAAUUAUGUGCUCGUCGUAUUGCUUUGAUUAAAAAUAAACAAGUCAGAUGGUUUAUUACUGCUUAUUUACCACCACAUUUAUUCAAAUAUGUUACAAACGAUAUAUUUAAUUUACGACGAGAUGAAUUUAAGUUGAAUUAUGCAAAAGAUUUUGAAAUGUGCAAUGCAUGUUCAAUCGAUGAUUAUCAACAACGAUCAUCAAUGAAAUGUCGAUGUCCUAAAGUUGAAGGUGUAAUUCGUAAAUUAAAUAGUUAUUUUACUCGUCGAAUGAAUAAUAAUAAGAAGAAAACGAAAAAAGAUCAAACAAGAAAAUUUGAACUUAUUUAUAAAAUGCCAAAUGGUGAAGAAGAGAUUUUCAUGCACGAAAAUCUCGAACCUCAGUUUUUCCUUUAUCUUUCACCAGCUGAAUAUUUUGAUGAAGACUCAACGACUGAAGAAGAUGAUAUGGAUGGUUCGAUAUCAUGUCAAACAUAUAAGUUUUUAAAGGGUCAAAUAUCUACAGAAGAUAAAAUUUUAUUUGUCGAUGUUAUGCGUUUUAUUGGUGCUGUUCGAAUUAAUCAUGAUCAACCUGCACUUAUUUCAUAUCAUCGUCAAGAAGUUACAUCUGAUAUGUAG